Molecule: messenger RNA, 908 nt
Organism: Aedes aegypti (yellow fever mosquito)
Lineage: Eukaryota; Metazoa; Arthropoda; Insecta; Diptera; Culicidae
Product: nucleolin 1
Exons: 2
Coding region: 93-896 (267 amino acids)
Molecular function (GO): RNA binding
Source: RefSeq, a predicted model, not a curated record
UCUUUUGUUUUGCUUGCCAUUUUCCGUCCACUCCAUUCAAAAUUCGCCUCGAGCACGUUUCGCGGGUUGGAAAGUUUCGUCCUGCUCAAAAAAUGGCCAAAAUAAAACGCAAAGCAACCGUUCCGGAACCGAAACCGCAACAGCAGCAAGCCGACGAUGACAGCGGAUCCGACUACGAAGUGGACCGUCACAUGACGCUAACCAGAGCGCCGAAAACCGUAGCCGAAGAAUUCCCGCUUCCCAAACAAGUUCGCAAAGAUGUGGUGAAACGAGGAACGGCCGCUCAGGACGUCUCGGAAGAUGAAUCCAGCGAGGAGGAAGAAGAUGAUGAUGAGGAUGUUAAUUUGCCGACCCUGACCAAGGCCCAGAUUGCGGAGAUCCUGCAGACCAUCAAAAACAACAAACGAUUGGUGUUGAACGUAUCGAAUGUAAAUUUUUCCACUUCCAAGGAAGAAAUCGAAGAGCAUUUCAGGAAGGCCGGUCGGGUGAAGGGUGUCCGGAUACCCAAGAAGCGAGCGUCCGGAUUUGCGUUUGUCGAGAUGCUCGACGCGGAAGGGUUUCAGAAAGCGUUUCUACUCCAUGGAUCCUUCCUAGACGGUCGCCAGAUACGGGUACAGCUGUCGGAAAGUGGCAAGAAAAAAUCCCACCAGAAAAUACUGCUGCUGGAGAAGAAGAAUGCCGAGAUCAGGAAAAUGCGAAAGAAGAACCGAGCCAAACCGGAAGCGAAAGAGGUCACACUGGUUCCGAAAGUGCAACCGAAAGUCGUAGAACGGGAUCCCUACUUGGACAAAAAGAAAACCAAGCCGCCGACCAAGAAGGAGAUUAAGGCAUACAAAAAGAAGGUUUCACUGAAGGCCAAAUUCCGGAACGUGGCCAUGAAGGGAAUAAAAGUUUGAUAUGAUGAAACA